Molecule: messenger RNA, 543 nt
Organism: Erinaceus europaeus (western European hedgehog)
Lineage: Eukaryota; Metazoa; Chordata; Mammalia; Eulipotyphla; Erinaceidae
Gene: CT83
Product: cancer/testis antigen 83
Exons: 2
Coding region: 103-495 (130 amino acids)
Source: RefSeq, a predicted model, not a curated record
CCUGGCCCAAGGAUUUCCAAGUCCGGGCGGCUAGCGGCCCCCUGCUAUUCCCAACUGCCAGCUGAGUGCCUUGAACCCAACAAGCGAGAACAAACAAGAGAAAUGAUGAACAUCUGCCUGCUUCAAUUGAGAGAAACCAUGAAUGACUUACUGCCACUCAUCACAGUCAUUUUAAUAUCUUUAAUAAUUUCUUUCUGGAAAAAGCAACUUCAGAGAAACAACCCUGAAAUAUCAUCUAAUUCAACCUCUUUAGUGCUGGUAAGACCAGCUUCUCGUUCUGGGUCAACUGCGAUCGUUACCAAUGAGAGUCUUUCGGUCAACAGUCUCUCUUGGGAUACGUUAAAUGAUUUUCCACAAUCAAUAGCCAUACAGAAGCGAAUAUUGAUGAACCUCAGGAUCAUGGAGUACAAGCUGGCUGAACUGGAACAUUCCCUAGUUAUCAAGGUUGAAAAUGGUGCAUCACAUAAACCACAAUUCCACUGUAGAUCUUUCUGAAUGUACUAAGAGUCGAGGCAAUCAUUAAAGGCACUUUGAGUGGAUUUA